AUGACGUUCCCCGCUCCGCGGCCGCAGGCCCCGCGCUUCCCCAGCGAACGGAUCCGGAGCUUCGAGUGUAAACAGGGCGCCGUGAGGGCGGCGCGUUUCAACGUGGAUGGUAAUUAUUGCCUGACCUGUGGCAGUGACAAAACCCUGAAGCUGUGGAAUCCACAUCGCGGAACGUUCCUGAAGACCUACACUGGCCAUGGAUACGAGGUUCUGGAUGCAGCUGGGUCCUGCGAUAACAAGAUCUGCUCAUGUAGUAGUGAUAAAACCAUCAUACUGUGGGACGUGGCGACAGGACAGCUGGUCCGGAAAUUUCGGGGCCACGCUGGAAAAGUGAACUGUGUUCACUUCAACGAAGAGUCAACUGUCAUUAUUUCAGGUUCCAUUGACUCCUCGAUUAGAUGUUGGGAUUGUCGCUCCCGGAAACCAGAGCCCAUUCAGAUUCUUGAUGAAGCGAAGGACGGGAUCUCCAGUGUGAAAGCUUCAGACCAUGAAAUUCUGUCAGGGUCUGUCGAUGGGCGGGUUCGGCGAUAUGACCUACGGAUGGACAACUGUUUUGCAGAUUUCAUUGGAAGUCCGAUAACAAGUGUGUGUUUCAGCAGAGAUGGGCAGUGUACACUUAGCUCCAGCCUGGACUCCACACUGCGCCUCUUGGAUAAGGAGACCGGAGAGCUACUAGGACAGUACACGGGUCACAAGAAUAAACAGUAUAAGCUGGACUGCUGCUUCAAUGAGUCCGACACACAUGUGGUCAGUGGCUCUGAGGAUGGACAAGUGUAUUUCUGGGACCUAGUUGAGGGAUCCCAGACUGCAACGCUGAUGGUCGGGAAGGGUGUGGUGCAGUCUCUAAGUUACCACCCUACCCAGUCAUGUUUGCUCACUGCCACAGAGGGGACAGUGCAGCUCUGGGGAGAUAAAACAUACGAGGCAGAGAUGCAGACAGCCUUGUGACAUUCUGGCACAGGCUCCAAGCCUGUUUAACAGAUGAACUCUUGGUCUUUGCACUAGUUCCAGACUCAAGGACAGGCACCAUCACUCUGGUGCCAAUGUUAGAGCAAUGCAGGGGAACUACGAUGCGGUUAACCGUGACUAGCUGUUAUCCAGUGCCGAGCAUCUCCGACCUCCAUAAUUUAAAACAUGAGUUUUGUGAUGAAUAAAGUGAUUUGUUUUU
Pristis pectinata (smalltooth sawfish) is the source of this 1168-nucleotide messenger RNA. It is a transcript of the gene wdr83, whose product is annotated as WD repeat domain containing 83. Gene Ontology annotation, cellular component: catalytic step 2 spliceosome. Gene Ontology annotation, molecular function: protein binding. NCBI's taxonomy places the organism in Eukaryota, Metazoa, Chordata, Chondrichthyes, Rhinopristiformes, Pristidae. The record is from RefSeq and is a predicted model, not a curated record. Gene Ontology annotation, biological process: mRNA splicing, via spliceosome.